Messenger RNA from Ramularia collo-cygni, 2538 nucleotides. Its product is annotated as elongation factor 2. The record is from RefSeq and is a predicted model, not a curated record. Gene Ontology annotation, molecular function: ribosome binding; GTP binding; translation elongation factor activity. NCBI's taxonomy places the organism in Eukaryota, Fungi, Ascomycota, Dothideomycetes, Mycosphaerellales, Mycosphaerellaceae. The transcript has 3 exons. Gene Ontology annotation, biological process: translational elongation. The coding region runs from base 1 to 2538 and encodes 845 amino acids. Gene Ontology annotation, cellular component: ribonucleoprotein complex; cytosol.
AUGGUCAAUUUCACUACCGACGWGAUCCGCGGGCUCAUGGACAACCCAGCCAACAUCCGUAACAUGUCCGUCAUUGCCCACGUCGACCACGGAAAGUCGACCCUCACCGACUCGCUCGUCCAGCGUGCUGGUAUCAUCUCCGCCAAGAACGCCGGCUCAGCGCGUUUCACCGACACUCGUGCCGACGAGCAGGAGCGUGGUGUCACUAUCAAGUCGACUGCCAUCUCCCUCUUCGGUGAGCUUCCAGAGGAGGACGACCUCAAGGACAUCCCCGGUCCCGUCAAGACCACCAAGAACGCCUUCUUGGUCAACCUGAUCGACUCGCCUGGUCACGUUGAUUUCUCAUCUGAGGUUACCGCUGCUCUCCGUGUCACCGACGGUGCGCUCGUUGUCGUCGACACCAUUGAAGGUGUGUGCGUGCAGACCGAGACUGUGCUCCGCCAGGCUCUCGGUGAGCGCAUCAAGCCCGUCGUUAUCAUCAACAAGGUCGAUCGUGCCCUUCUCGAGCUCCAGCUCUCCAAGGAGGACUUGUUCCAGAACUUCGCUCGUGUCAUCGAGUCCGUCAACGUCGUCAUCUCGACUUACUUYGACAAGUCUCUGGGUGAUGUCCAGGUCUACCCCGAGAAGGGUACCGUCGCUUUCGGUUCCGGUCUUCACGGCUGGGCUUUCACCAUCCGCCAGUUCGCCACUCGUUACGCCAAGAAGUUUGGUGUUGACAAGACCAAGAUGAUGGACCGUCUCUGGGGAGAGUCCUACUUCAACCCACACACCAAGAAGUGGACCAAGGUUGGCACACACGAGGGCAAGUCUCUCGAGCGCGCUUUCAACCAGUUCUGUUUGGACCCCAUCUUCCGCAUUUUUGACUGCGUCAUGAAUUUCAAGAAAGACGAUACCACCAAGCUCCUUGAGAAGCUCGAGAUCAAGCUUGUUGGUGACGAGAAGGACCUCGAGGGCAAGCAGCUCCUCAAGGUUGUUAUGCGCAAGUUCUUGCCAGCCGCCGAUGCGCUCAUGGAGAUGAUGAUUCUCCACCUCCCAUCCCCCAAGACCGCCCAGGCAUACCGCAUGGAGACCCUUUACGAGGGUCCUCCAGAUGACGAGUCUGCCAUUGCCRUCCGCGACUGUGACCCCAAGGGACCUCUCAUGUUGUACGUUUCCAAGAUGGUGCCCACCUCCGACAAGGGCCGUUUCUACGCCUUCGGUCGUGUUUUCGCCGGUACCGCCAAGUCCGGUCUCAAGGUCCGCAUCCAGGGACCAAACUACGUCCCUGGCAAGAAGGAGGACAUGUUCAUCAAGGCCAUCCAGCGUACCAUUCUCAUGAUGGGUCGUUACACCGAGCCAAUCGAGGAUGUGCCAGCCGGUAACAUUCUUGGUCURGUCGGUAUCGAUCAGUUCUUGCUCAAGUCUGGUACCCUCACAACCUCCGAGACCUCGCACAACCUCAAGGUCAUGAAGUUCUCCGUCUCUCCCGUCGUGCAGCGCUCCGUCGAGGUCAAGAACGCCAACGAUCUGCCCAAGCUGGUCGAAGGUCUCAAGCGUCUGUCCAAGUCCGAUCCUUGUGUCUUGACUUACAUCACCGAGUCCGGUGAGCACGUUGUCGCCGGUGCCGGUGAGCUGCAUCUCGAGAUUUGCUUGAAGGAUCUCGAGGAGGACCACGCUGGUGUGCCACUCCGCAUUUCCGACCCCGUCGUUCAGUACCGUGAGACCGUCACCGCCGAGUCCCGCAUCCAGGCUCUUUCCAAGUCACCAAACAAGCACAACCGUAUCUACAUGGUCGCACAGCCAAUGUCUGAGGAGGUUGCCGGCGAGAUUGAGUCUGGCAAGAUCGGACCACGUGACGAUAUCAAGGCUCGCGCCCGCAUUCUCGCUGACGAGCACGGAUGGGACGUUACCGAUGCCCGUAAGAUCUGGUGUUUCGGCCCAGACACCAACGGUGCCAACUUGCUUGUCGACCAGACCAAGGCCGUCCAGUACCUGAACGAAAUCAAGGAUUCCGUUGUUUCCGGUUUCCAGUGGGCCACCAAGGAAGGUCCCGUUGCUGAGGAGCCAAUGCGUAACAUUCGCUUCAACAUCAUGGAUGUCACUCUCCACGCCGACGCCAUUCACCGUGGUGGUGGUCAAAUCAUCCCAACUGCGCGUCGUGUGCUUUUGGCAUCCACUCUUCUCGCCGAGCCCGGUCUCCUCGAGCCCGUCUUCUUGRUCGAGAUCCAGGUUCCAGAGCAGGCCAUGGGUGGCAUCUACGGUGUCCUCACCCGUCGGAGAGGUCACGUUUUCGAGGAGGCCCAGCGCCCCGGUACCCCACUGUUYAACGUCAAGGCAUACCUCCCCGUCGCCGAGUCAUUCGGUUUCAACGCAGAUCUCCGUGCCGCCACCGGUGGCCAGGCCUUCCCACAGUUGGUGUUCGACCACUGGCAGAUUCUGCCCGGUGGUAGCGCACUUGACCCCACCAGCGUUGUCGGUAAGGUCGUCGAGACCAUGCGUAAGCGCAAGGGUCUCAAGGAAGCCGUGCCCGGCUACGAGAACUUCUACGACAAGUUGUAA